AAGAAGAGAGAAGCGGAAGUAGUUACUAAUCUGGGCGCCUUCCUUCAAAACACAAGCAGAUGCGAUUCUAAAAUACAACUUUUGCCACAAUGCCUCUGUCGACUCAGUCGCAAGCCGAUGAUGAACAGUACGUUUUAGUGGCCUGUUUGGAUAACGCUCGCAACCUGUCAAACAUACUGAAAGCAAUCACAUUCAAAGACCACGCCAUUUUCAGCGCCACACCAAAUGGCCUGAAGGUCACUGUGGAGGACUCCAAAUGUCUACAAGCCAAUGCAUUCAUCCAGGCUGAGAUCUUCCAAGAGUUCACCAUAAAGGAAGAUUCAGUUGGUUUUCAGAUCAACCUCACAGUGCUGCUGGACUGUCUUAAUAUCUUUGGAGGAAGCACAGCACCAGGAGUAUCAACAGCCUUGCGGAUGUGCUACAGGGGGUACGGUUACCCUCUGACCCUGUUCCUGGAGGAGGGUGGGGUGGUGACUGUGUGCAAGAUAAAUACACAAGAACCUGAAGAGCCAGUCGACUAUGAAUUCUGCAGCACCAACGUCACAAACAAGGUGAUCCUGCAGUCAGAGAGUCUGAAAGAAGCUUUCUCUGAGCUGGACAUGACCAGCGAGGUGCUGCAGAUCACCAUGUCCCCCAGCCAGCCAAACUUUAGGUUGUCCACUUUUGGGAACUCUGGAAGUGCCCAUUAUGAUUAUCCCAAAGACUCUGACAUGAUGGAGCUGUUCCAAUGCACCAAGACACAAACCAACAGGUACAAGAUGUCCCUGCUGAAGCCGUCUACCAAAGCCUUGGCUUUGUCCUCUAAAGUGUCUGUGAGGACGGACAACAGGGGCUUCCUCUCUCUGCAGUACCUGGUCAGGAACGACGACGGACAGAUCUGUUUUGUGGAAUAUUAUUGUUGUCCUGACGAAGAGGUGGAGGGGGAGUGAUUACAGUCUGUUGAAUUCUCUUUCAAAGAAGCACCUUAACUACAGUGGUGGCCAGUCACUUUGAGUUAGAAGGUACAGCCAGUUAGGUGCACACUGGACUUCAUGGAUAAUGGACACAGUGAGACAGGAUGCAUUGUUUUGACAAAAUCCUAAUUUGCCACAAUCAUUUGCGUGAAGAACUGGCACUGGAUUUGUGGAAUGAUAAUGCACCUGGUCUUGUUCAGGUGUGUAGUUAAACCAUCAUAACAUGUACAUAAUUUCAAGGACAGAUAUGGAAAAUGAUGGUAUGCCCUGUUACUGUAUAUUGUAUUGUUUGUUACUAUGAAGACUCUGUAUUUUGAGUCAGAAAUCCCACAGCAUGUGAACCUUGUCUGCAAAUACAAGGUGUUUUGUCGAGUUGUUCACAGCACUCAAUCUAGUCCUUCUGGAGCUUUCUCUGCCUUUUUUUCGUUGGAUACAUGUAGCAAGUUGGUGACGGCCCAUAAAAUAUUAAAGACAUAGCACAUCUAUACAUUUUCCUCAAGGUGUUUAGUGCAGCAUGUAGAUUACCAUAAUCGACUCAUGUUGAAUGCAUAUACAGAUACCUUUGACAGUCCUUUGUUUGGAGUAUAUAACAGAUGACAGACUGUUCCAAGUUUAAAUUGUUUUAUUUCAGUGACAUAGAAAACAACUGUAGUCACUCAAAAAGCAAUAAACAGUUUUUUUUUUA
This is a messenger RNA of Centropristis striata (black sea bass), 1638 nucleotides long. It is a transcript of the gene rad1, whose product is annotated as RAD1 homolog (S. pombe). Gene Ontology annotation, molecular function: 3'-5' exonuclease activity. Gene Ontology annotation, cellular component: checkpoint clamp complex; nucleus. The coding region runs from base 90 to 929 and encodes 279 amino acids. The transcript has 7 exons. NCBI's taxonomy places the organism in Eukaryota, Metazoa, Chordata, Actinopteri, Perciformes, Serranidae. The record is from RefSeq and is a predicted model, not a curated record. Gene Ontology annotation, biological process: DNA repair; DNA damage checkpoint signaling.